This is a messenger RNA of Engraulis encrasicolus (European anchovy), 2434 nucleotides long. RefSeq names its product lactamase, beta-like 1b (gene lactbl1b). The record is from RefSeq and is a predicted model, not a curated record. Lineage: Eukaryota; Metazoa; Chordata; Actinopteri; Clupeiformes; Engraulidae. Bases 18 to 1847 code for a protein of 609 amino acids. The transcript is spliced from 8 exons.
GCCCGCCACCGUCCCGUAUGGCUGGACCCGCGAUGGGAAAGCCAGGGAGUCAGGUUGUACGAGAAGUCUCCAUGGACGGAAUCCAGUCGCCGCCUGUGACCACGCCGGUGGUGGCUCUUGAUGGGCUGACCAAGCCCAACAAGAUGAAGGUGAAGUGGGCUCAGCUGGGCCUGGUCUUCUUCCUCCUCCUGUCCGGCGUGAUGACCGGCUGCUUCAUAUGGCAGUACAAGCUACCCAAGCUGCUCUCCGAUGAUGCGCUGGGGAGGAACGGCAAGGCUGAGAGGAUGUGCCCGCGCUUUCCCGAGCCCACCACACUCGAACAUCCCAUCCCCAUUCUGAAGGAAGCCCUGGAGAAGGUGGACGCGUUGCUGCGUACCAGCAUUAAUCCCACCAGCCUGCCAGCAAUGUCAGCCAUUGUCGUCUACAACGACACCGUGCUGUGGACGGGCAACUUUGGCAAGAGGAACGGCACCGACCCACAAUCUCCUCCACCAAAUGAGUACACCAUCUACAGGAUCGCCAGCCUGUCCAAGAUCUUCCCCACGCUGAUGCUCUACAAGCUGUGGGAGGACGGCAAGGUGGGCUCCCUGGACGACCCGCUGGAGAAGUACGUGGAGAACUUCACCAUCAAGAACCCGCUGGGCAAGGCGCCCAACUCGGAGCUCAAGUACGUGACGGACGGCCUCAUCUUCCUGGACAGCGGAGAGGUGCCGAUCCGCUCCUCGUCGGUCACACUGCGACGCAUGGCCAGCCAGCUCUCUGGUCUGCCCAGACGGCUCCGGGCCACUAACCUGCUAUGGAAGGGGAAAACUCAAUCAGCUAUCAAUUUAUUGCAAGAUGACGUCCUUGUGGCUGACCCUGGUACUAAGUGCCAUUACAGCAACCUGGCCUUCUCCCUGCUGGCCCACGUCAUGUCCGAGCGGGUGGUGGGCCAGGACUACCAGCGCUGGGUGAGCGACAACGUGCUGGACCGGCUGGGCAUGGAGGACACGGGCUUCGACAUCACGCCGGCCGUGCUGAGCCAGAUGGCGGUGGGCGUGUACGGCAACGGGCAGGCGGCGCCGCUCUACGACCUGGGCUGGUACCGGCCGUCGGGCCAGAUGUACUCCACCUCGGCCGACCUGGCCAAGCUGGCCAUGACGCUACUGGGCGCCUACCACCGCAAGCUGCUGGAGCCCGACACGCUCAAGAUCCUGCUGACGCCGCUCUUCCGCUGCGACAAGGACUACUUCGCCAACCGCACCGGCACGCCCUGGGAGGUCAACGAGAUCCUGGGCUACGAGAUGGUGCGCAAGGACGGCGACCUGGACGGCUAUUCGGCCACCUUCUCGCUGGUGCCGCGCCUCAAGCUGGGCAUGGUGCUGCUGAUGGCCGGCACCAGGCCGCAGAGCCGCGACGUGGUGGCCAAGGCCUACAGCUACGUCAUCCCCGCCAUGGAGCGCGCCUUCCGCGACGCCAAGCGCGUGCUGGCGCCACCGCCCGACCCCGCGCCUUACGUGGGCUUCUACACCUACGGAAACAUCACCUUUUACGAGAUCAAGGCCGGCGCCGACGGGGUGCUGAUCAUGCAGCAGUUCGGGCCGCAGAUCGCAGAGCUGAUCCCGGAGCGGUACCGGACCAUUAAGCUGAACUACCUGGUGGACCGGGUGUUCAGGGUGGUGUUUGAGAAGGCGUACCCCUGCGUCUUGCGCGUCAGCACCGCCUCUGUGUCUCUGGAGGCGCAAGACGGACAGCUCUUUAACUUCUACGUCUUUGAUAAGAGGGGGCUGUCCCCCGGAUUUGACGCUCCCGGCCUCAACACGUACAAUGUGGUCCGAAUAGCUCGCAGACCAACUUUUAACACCUGAGCUGGGCAGUCGUCGAAACUGCACAGAAAAUAAGGGACAUAGAGUGAGCAUGAUCUGUCAACUUUUCCAGCUCAGUGAAGCUGACCGAAUGGGCUUUAAAGGUGUCAGUCAAGAGAGUCAAGGCCUAUAUUCCCCAAUGCAAUACCAUUUAUAUACCCUUCUGUAGACACAAAAUGGUUCAGGCGAUGCAAUAGAGAAACUUUUGGACACUUUGUUGACAGAACCAAUUUCUUACUUUUCUGUUUCAUAUGUUUGUCAUUGUGUUCUCCAUUGUUUGUCUGUUUGUUUUGUUGAAUGUAAACAAUGCUAAGCUGUAUUUCGUGUCCUUUUUUACACUUGACUGACUUAACCUGCAAUAUGUACAGUAUUUUGUUUUUUUGCCAUUCCUAUGUCUAUCCCUCUGAAUGUUAUUUUUUUCCUAUACAAUGUCAUGUACUAUUAAUUCAGAACAUAAAAGAUGUCAUAUUGACAGCUUCUGACAACAGUGUAAUUCCAUUAUGCUGCAAGUGUAAACAAGAUAUUGCUUUGUAGUACACCAAAACUGCAGUACACCAAAAAAUAUGGGAUUUUAAAAGCCAUCGAUGUCA